Seminavis robusta is the source of this 1710-nucleotide messenger RNA. Lineage: Eukaryota; Bacillariophyta; Bacillariophyceae; Naviculales; Naviculaceae. The record is from the annotation of a GenBank genome assembly.
AUGUGGAAGAGCAUUGUACUAUGUAUCGCAUUGUUGUGCCUGUGUGAGGGAUCUGCCAGUACGACUGGUGAAAGUGAAGGAUCCAGCAGCAAUAUUCGUCGUGGCCGUGGUCCUCAUCGGAAACUCGGGCUUUUGGAAAGUGCCUGGCAAAGGAUCCAGAACAUCCUUGCAGAGCCCAGAGUCACGGUCACUCAAGAAUUCUAUGAUGUGGUAAUCGUCGGGGCUGGCAUGGCAGGGUUGGCAGCCGCUGCGGAACUCAAAGCCAUUGACCCAGAUAUCAGCUACAUCAUUUUGGAAUCCUCCAAUCGCAUUGGAGGUCGAGUUCGAAGCACCACUUUUGGAGCAGCUGGAAAACAAUUCGUGGUCGAAGAUGGGGCAAACUGGCUUUACGAAGAUAGCAGCUAUCCGACUUGGCAGUUGGCUAACGAUCUUGGCUUGCAAAGUUUCAAGAACGACUAUCGAGACUUUACAAUGUAUGAUACCACUGGUACUCAAGUUGCCGAUGCCACUGCUCAAGCAAGGCUGGAUGUUUUCCUCGAUGCGUUCCGUGAGGCGGAAAAGGAUGCAGACAAUGAGUUUGAAGACACUGGGGACUCAGGCUUUGUGGACAAGGGCGUCGUGGGUUUGUUGAACCAAAACGGUUGGAACGUGGCAUCCGACUCAUCAGGAAACAUGGACUACAUCUUCCAGUGGCUCUUUGUUGACUUUGAAUAUGCGGAGAGUGAUACCUCGCAAAGGUUCUUUCCGUAUGAGAGCGGUGAUCCGUAUCUGGUAACGGAUCAGCGAGGAUUCGAGCAUCUUGUCCAAACGUACCAGGCCAACAACGUGCCCUCGGACCGUAUUCGCUUGAACACCAAAGUCCAAGCCAUCAACUAUGAUGUGAACUUUUGUGGUGGACCAGGACCACUCUACAAGGCCAUCGUAAACACAGAUUUCGUUGAAUACUAUGCCCAGCGUGUCAUCAACACCGUCAGCGUUGGAGUUCACAACAGCAAUGGGAUCAUCUACAGACCCAGCCUUGCCUAUCCACCAGAAACGACCAAUCCUUACAAAAUGGCUCAAUACAUCAAGGUGUUCUAUCAGUUCUCGACCAAGUUCUGGGAUAGCAAGCAGUUUGUCUAUGUUAUGCGAGAUGUUAGCCAACGAGGUCAGUGUCACCAUUGGCAAGAUAUGGAUGUGGAGAUACCAGGAAGUGGAAUCAUCCGAUGUGAGCUCAUGACGGAGGCCUUUGAGGCACUCAUUGAUUCAACCACGCUGGAGCUCUCAGCAGCAACGUUGGAUUCUCUACUGGACCCUCUUCGCAGUGCCUAUGGCACCAGCACUGUUGGGACUCCCAUCGCGACGUACUACCCAAAACUAAACCUGGAUAGAGACUUUGGGUAUGGAGCAUAUGGCAACUGGCAAGUUGGCAGGACGUUUUCAGAAUUUGCAAGAUUCUUUGGAGGUGUGGAUGAGUUUUCCUCCAGGUGUGAUCAUAAUGGUUGCAACUCCCUCGGAGAGUGGAUCGUCCAGUUUUCGGGAUCAGCAUCGUGUUAUGAACAUUCUGAGUUCGUACACGGUGCUUUCUUUGCAGGGCAACGGAGUGCCAGGUUUGCCAUGGAUUCAUUAGGCAAGGAUGUGGACACGGGCAAGAGCGAAUGUGAUGUUUCGUUUUCAGAGUUUGGCUUCACUCCGUUCAUGGGAGUAGGAGCUAACCGAUCGAAUGUCUAG